ACGAGCAGGGAAGACACUUUUCAGCCGGUAAAACGUGAUUAAAAUGUGGGAAAGUCGGCUUUAUACGGAUCCCACAUGAAAUGCUGAUGGUUUUAUAAGUGUUUUCAUACCUGCCAGGAUGGAUCUUGGGAAGGCAAAGCUGCUUCGGACGGGUCUCAACACUCUUCACCAAGCCAUCCACCCUGUGCACGGGAUAGCAUGGACGGACGGCAAGCAGGUCUGCCUGACAUCUCUGUAUUUUAUCAACGGCGAGGUGAAUUUUGGGGACACAAAUGUAAUCGGGCAGUUCGAGCACGUCUUUGGGCUCUUCUGGGGCCCGCUGUGCUGCCCGGACUCCCCAGCCUUGCUGGCUGUUCAGCACAAGAAACAUGUCACCGUGUGGCAGCUGCAGCUCAGCGCGCUCGAGCAGAACAAGCUGCUGUGCACUCAGACUUGUGAGAUGAGCGAGCCGUUCCCGUUGCUCUCCCAAGGCUGCGUGUGGCAUCCUAAGCUGGACAUCCUGGCUGUGCUGACCAAGAGAGACACCUCUGUGUUGUUUUCAGUCCGAGUGGACAACCGGAGAAUCAAAGCGGACAUUAAAGGUAGCGGACUCAUCCACUGUGCAUGCUGGACUAAGGAUGGCACACGCCUGGUGGUCGCUAUAGGAAGUUCUCUUCACUCUUACAUCUGGAAUGACAUCCAGAAGAGCCUGGUGGCGUGCUCCUUCUGCCCCAUAUUUGACGUGGGAGGCUACAUUUGUGCCAUCGAGGCCACGGGCGAGGCUCGAGUCGCUGUGGCUACAGAGCUGCCUCUUGAUAAACUCUGUGGGUUAAACGCCGGCAUCGCCUUCGACAUGCCAACGGAGGCCGAGUCGCUGCAAAGCCACGGCUCGCAUGUGGUCAUGUCAGAAGACGACAACCUUUUAGAUUCAAGAAGACGAUCUUUUGAGUCCGAGAGGUCCUACAUCCCGAACUCAGGCCCUCUGGACCUCACCCACCUCUUGGCGAGGCACCGCCGCUCUGACCCCAGCCCUCUCAUUCACCUGCGUCGCAGAGACACAAUGACAGGCUCCGGCCAGGACUCCUCACACCUCAUCCUGGUCACAUAUGAGCGUAAAGUCACCACCAGCCGCAAAGUGAGCAUCCCGGGGAUUCUGGUUCCGGAUAUUGUGGCUUUUGACCCACGUGGGUCCACAGUUGCAGUGGCAUCCAACACCUGCAACAUGGUGCUGGUGUAUUGCAUCACAGCGUCCGCCAUGCCGAACAUUCAGCAGAUCUCUCUGCAGACGAACGAGAGGCCCAAAGGACUUUGUUUCCUCAACGACAAGAUGCUGCUGUUGAUGGUGGGCAGGCAGAAGUCCAACGACCCUGCCUUCCUCCCGUCGUCUAACACGGAUAAAUAUAUUCUCCGUCUCGUAGCCAAGGAGCUGAUGCCCGACGGAGAGACUCCCAUCACACCAUCCCCCUCUCCUCACAACCACGAGUCGAACUUCUGCGCAGGGAUUAGGAGGCACUCGGAGCACCUGUCUAAGGACGACAGGGAGCGCCCAGGGAUAAAGGACUUGGUGUUACCUGGAGGGGGAGUUGUUCGCUCGCCGGGCAACACGCGCAGGCUGGUGACGGAGGUGAGGAGCAGCGAGCCCAGCCCCGUCACUAGCUCUGUGGACUUCUCCGAUCGAGCCUCAGCCCUGUCCAGCGCCUCCUCCAUCACGGUUGAGAAUUUCGACAUGGAGCACGUCAACCGCAUGACCAGCCUGGCGGUGGCCGGACAGGUCAGCAGGGACUCCAGCCGGGCCAGCUCGCCUCGCCUCGAGCCGGCGGACAAGCUCCACACGGACCCGACGCUGCCCAUGCCCGAGAAGACACCGGGUCCCUCCAAAGAGCGAGCCCUGGAGCAGCUGGUUCAAAACAUGGAGAGGCUUUUUACGCGCUUUGCAGACGUACAGCAGUGCCUGACGGAAAUCAGAGAUUAUACCCAGAACGGCAAAAAGGCCCUGAGCGUCUACCCCAACGCCUGUGAACCCCCUUAUGUCAAUGUCACCUGUCAGAAGCAGUUAUCAGAAAAUGUGUUCAUUGACGAGCGGAGGCCGGUGCUGCUGUGCGAUGGGAAGUUGUGUCUGCGUGCCCUCCAAGACCUCUUCAACCUCACUAUUGUGGAGAUGAUGUACGGUCCAUUGUGGAUUGUACUUGUGGCAGAUGCAGACGGCUUUGUGCCUCUCACGUUCAAGCCCAAAGAGGAGCUCACAGUGCGAAACGGGAAGCGAAAAACUACCCUGAGGACUCCCGGGAGUCCGGACAGCUCCGCCCCGUCCAGUCCAGCCCCCGGCCAAAACCCCAACACAACCACAGAGACCUCCACAUAGUGCCUCCAAAGACACCUCGGUUUGGACUUGUGCAGUAUUCCUCCGGUAUCUAAAAUAUGCAAAGCGGAGCAGAUGUGGACUGAAGAUGCAGAUACAUAGUUAUUGUUACGUUCAUUUUUCUAUUAAAAAACAGCAGUGAGUUUAAAAAAUGGGCUGCCUGUUCAGAUGUGAUGUUUACAUGCUGCUGCUUUGAAAUGAACCUGAAAGAUGUUUGAGCCAUGUUUUGUUUUUUCUUGUUUUUGUUGACAAAAUGCAGUGAGGACAACAACUGUAGUGCCACGAUGCUCCAACAGCCCGGAGUACGUUUUAGAGAUAAGUCUUGAAUUUUCCUGCUGUCAUAUUUCAAGAUCCAGUAGAGGCUUAUAUAUUUUGUAAAUGUUUUGAUUUUUAUUUGUUUUUCUUGAAUCCCUGCAGAAAUCCCCACUGGUACGAAAUUCAGGUUUUUAACCAUUUUUCCCCUUUUUUUCUUAAUGUGUAAUUUUUGUUAUACAACAAAAGUGGUUUAGAAAAAUAUUGAUGCACUUUUUCUCCGACACUUGUAAUGUGUCAAAGCUCAGUAACACGACUGUACCAGUAGAGGGGGCAAGAGUCAACAAAAACUUCCCUUUUAUCACUAUUCAGUGCUGCACUGAGCUGUACUGAAGACCAAACCAGUAAAAGUGUAUCUUGUUUUGAAAGAAAACCCAUCUUUUAGAAUCUUUUUGAAUAUUAAAUCUGAAUAACUA
Plectropomus leopardus (leopard coralgrouper) is the source of this 3066-nucleotide messenger RNA. It is a transcript of the gene wdcp, whose product is annotated as WD repeat and coiled coil containing. The record is from RefSeq and is a predicted model, not a curated record. Gene Ontology annotation, molecular function: kinase binding. Lineage: Eukaryota; Metazoa; Chordata; Actinopteri; Perciformes; Serranidae.